AUGCCAGCAAACCGCGUAACACGCUCCCAGGCCCGGACAGGGGAACCUCUCUUCGCCCAAAAGACCGAUCUGCAGAGACAACGAGAUCAUUAUGGCCAGAGCCUCAAGACGAAGUGGCUCCCACAAGGCCUGAGGCUUCAUCAGGAUCCGAGGGGCAUACAUAUCGGGACGCACAACGACAGAAGUCUUCAGAAUGUCGUGUAUCAAUCGUUGAUGCACCUCCCAAUUUUUCUCAACUGGAUUAAGUCACACAAUGAACACUGUACUGCUACCAACUGCACCCUUUGUGCCCUGAAGGCACUCGUGAGGGAGUAUUGGGGUCCGCACAACAUUAACACCCCUUUCCCGGACACGCACAUGGCCCUGACACAGAUCGCAAACUCGGCUUCAGCACAACACGCAUUACAGGAUGCAUACAACUUCUACGAGUGGAUCACCGCUCGAGUCCAAAUGGGCGAUCCGAAUAAUUUAAUGGCGAAUGACCCGCAAAAUCCUUGGGAUAACGAGCUGAGAGCACUCUUCCAACUCGACGUCAGCCAGGAUAAUGACUGCCAGUCUUGCAAUCGCUCAUUUUUGACAUCCGAACAGUAUGGCAUUAUCAACGCGAAUUUCGAUAUGUAUUUGCACAUGAAUGUAGACGACAUCGUGAACCACUGGUUCGGCCAGGACCGUGGAGUGCAGCACUGCCCAACUUGUGGCUCCGUGGAGGACUUCACGUACACUCGACGCAUCGAGGCCGCGCCGCAGGUCCUCAGGAUCAAAGUGAAUUUAAAUGCGACCCUAGCUGGGCUGUUGACUAAGCAGGGCGUGCCUUUCGACGUCCCGGAACUUUUGGAUUUAACGCAGUACCAGGAAAACGGGCAACUGCCACUUGAGUAUACGCUAAGUAGUGCGAUUUCGCACGGUGGGCUAGGUGUCGCUCAAGAAGUGGCAUGGGAUCUGUUUUCUCCGACUCCAUCGGAUCACGAGGGCGUUCUUGGUCCGGAUGAGUAUGAGGAAGAAGAUGAAGACGAGGAUGAGGACGAGAAUGAGGACGAGGAAGAGGAAGAGGACGAUGAUGAGGACGAAGAAGAGUUGAACUUUGACGAUUUCCCUACGAUCGACCAGAACAUGUUAGACUUGGACCAGCAGGAGGAAGACGACGAGACGGAGGACGAAGAUCUAAAUGAUGACCUGUCCAUUCAUGACAAUGAUGAUGAUGAGCGCGAGGAAACUCCUCCAUACCAGACUAUUUCAAGGUGGGCGUAUCCUGGAGCACCUAGGAGGACAUGGACUGCACAGCAGAUUGACCUAGCGGACUACAAUGGCUUGAUAGAAGUGACGAGGGAGGAGUUCAUCAACGAGCUAGGCCCAGGGUCGAGUCAGCCUUCCAGUGAUAUUGACGAGGCAGAGGACCAUGAUGGGGAGGACGCUCUGUACCGUCGGUCCUCGAUAUCCGGCGAGACCGACAGCCAAGCUACUAUGUCCGAGGCACCAUCAAAUAUUGGCGGUGCGCCCUGGGUCGCAGAUUUCCUUGCCGCUUUCCCAGUGCUAGGUCCUGUUCGACGCUUCUACAACUGGGCGUCAGGGUGCAACAACAACAACAACCCUCCACCUAAUGCCUUUGGCCAAGGGCCCGUUCAAGACUUUCUCAGCGCCAUGAAUGGCAACAUCAUAGGCAAUAGCAGUGGUCCUACUCAGCUGAACAGAGAUCUUGACAAUGAGUUCGGGGUUGUCGAUUUAACCGAGGACUGGGACUCUGACGAAUCUGGCGACUCUGUCCACGCUGAACACUGGAUAGUGAAUACGCGCGGCCCGGACAAUGAAUUCCACAUCUCUGACGCGCAUUUUGAGACGCUUGGUGCGGGCCAGUUGAAUGCGAAUCCACAGGCACCGCAAGCGCCAGAUCCAUGUGAUAUUCCGCAUGGUUACCAAGUGUAUAUCUUGACGUAUACGAGGAAUAAGUUGAGGGGUAGGGCUGGGAAGAUGGAGCGCAACAUUCCGGCCUUUAUAUAG
Messenger RNA from Cucurbitaria berberidis CBS 394.84, 1995 nucleotides. RefSeq lists its product as uncharacterized. Lineage: Eukaryota; Fungi; Ascomycota; Dothideomycetes; Pleosporales; Cucurbitariaceae. The transcript is spliced from 2 exons. The coding region runs from base 1 to 1995 and encodes 664 amino acids. The record is from RefSeq and is a predicted model, not a curated record. Gene Ontology annotation, molecular function: cysteine-type deubiquitinase activity. Gene Ontology annotation, biological process: protein deubiquitination.